Molecule: messenger RNA, 2844 nt
Organism: Liolophura sinensis
Lineage: Eukaryota; Metazoa; Mollusca; Polyplacophora; Chitonida; Chitonidae
Product: F-box/LRR-repeat protein 21-like
Exons: 1
Coding region: 289-1728 (479 amino acids)
Molecular function (GO): protein binding
Source: RefSeq, a predicted model, not a curated record
UUGAAAGUAAACAUGAACUGUCCCAGUACUGAUAGCUUAUUGUGCAGCAUGACCGUUUAUGGUAAGGUAUACAUGCUCUGCGAAAUAGCAUAAUGCUUUAUACAGCGAACUUUGCACGGUGACAAACUUACCCACGGACCAAGCAGUACAGACUUCGUAAUCGCAGAAAGGCGGUGUCAGCAUCGUUUGGUUUGUGUUUUUCUGGCAUUUUGCACCAGUUCGUCUUUAUACGUCGUGUAUUAAGGUCAGGGUUUUCGUGUCAGCCUUGCUACGAGUCUGAGUGUCAUAAUGGAGACUGCUUUAGUCGAAAGGAAUGCAAAAAAUGUAGUAGACUUCGGCGAGUUGCCUGAUAUUGUAUGGGUAGAGAUAAUGAAGUUACUUACGCUGGAAGAUCGGUACCACCUGUCCGUUUGUUGUCGCGCUCUCUACGAUGCCUUCAACCACCCAUCCCUAUGGCAUACUGUCAACAUAUCGCUUUUAGGAACUUCUAAAUAUUCCAAUUUUAACAAAGGCAAGGUGGAAGUUCCUCACAAGUACUACGAACUUGUUAAAAAGUUUGCCCACUGCUUCCAAGAUCUCACUCUGAAAAUAUGCGGCGACUUGCAUAGACUGUCCGAAGAUUGGUUAGACAUUUUGAUGAAUCUAGAGUCAAGUGGCUGCUAUCAUUUGGAAAGACUGACACUGGAUGUGGGGCAAACCAAAUCUAAGGUAGGCAGAAUAGAUGCCCCUCCAGACACUGGUGGUAUUUAUGCUCUUCUGGGGUUUGUCCGCAGUGCUACAAAGCUCAAGAGUUUAGUCAUACAAGCGUGGCCCCUGCACCAGAACUUGAAUUGUGACAAGGACAUUGUCACUGUUAUCCUGGAAAAUGCAACCUUCCGAAACCACUUAGAAAUGCUGAGCUUGUAUUGGCCUAAGAAAACUGACUGGGUGACGAAAAAUGGGACUGUCCCCACAGUAAAGAAAACAGUUGAGCUAGUGAAUCAUCUUCAUGCUGUGCAACACCUUAGUCUGCGGUCAGAUAUGUUACAUGAAGAUGUGAUCAAUAGCCUGGCUAAAAAAGACCAUGCCCCAAUGAAACGCCUGGAAGUGUUGGUCAUCUAUUGCGAGCAUAGUAAUCUGGCCAUACCGGAGAUCCCUUCUGCUAGCUGGAUUGCACUUAAACAGCAGUCACCUAAGCUUCAGGUCAGGUGCUCUGUGAUGACCCGCACCCCAGCCAUAGAACUGGCUGCCAUGUUGAAGCCAGAAGUUCCUUUGGUAGCCAUUGAAUUUCUCAAGCAUUCAAGCUGUGACAGUGAAGUUGUUCUUAGCCUGGCAGCUAAGUAUAGCCAGACUUUGAGGACAUUCAUGAACUUUAUAGACUCCACAUCGGGAGAGGCCUCUGUCUCAGAUAAUGUUCUGCUGGCCUUAGUUGAGAGGUGCCAAUGUUUGAAGUACUUGGUCUACCAUAAUUCCGUCCACUUCCUAACAGUACAGAGACUGUCAAAAAUGCGCAGGAAGGACUGGGAACAGUUUGAGUUCAAAGAGAAGGCGAUUGUAACACAGGAUUUGCUCAGUGAAGAAGAGGAAGAAGAAAAUAAUGAUUUGGUGAUUCUACAGAGAGAGCCUGGAAUGUAUGUAAUGAGAGACUUCAGAAGGUUUCAUGAGGAUCAGGAUAUUCGCCAGUCAAGGCUGAAGGCAACAAUCACAACUGUGUGUGAAAACGUGGGGUAUAACUGGCUUCCCCUCUGAUCAUAAUGAGAGGAUGAUUCCUUUAACUAUAACAAAGUAAAAUAGGCUUUAUAAUGGCAAACUAUAAACAUCAUCAGUAGGAAUUUUCCUUUUGGUUUGGAGGUAAGCUGAAUUUAUAAAAUUUUAUUUUCAGUUAUGUCAAAAGAUUUGCUCUAAUUAUUAUAUGAAAAUGCAUUUGUUAUGUUUGGUGUAUAUUAUGAAGACAGUAGUAAAUUUGGUAGUUUUUCAAGUUUUUGUUUUAAAAUCUACUAAAGAUUGGUAAUAUUUAUGUGUGUUUCCAAGCAGUUUGCCCCAGAAUAUCUCUCAAAAAUCCUGCUAAGUUUCAUAACAGUGUUGGCUAACAUUAUCUGAUUUAACCUUUGAAGUAGAGGGCAUUUUAAUCAGAAUUAUUUAUAGUAAUACUUGCAGGUAACUGUCAAAGUGUGAAAAAUCUCUGUUCACAUGUGGGGGCAAUUUGUCGUAUUGACUCACACUAGUUCAUUCAUCUAGUUGAGGGAAUAUUGGACAAACCCUACUUCAUAAAGUGAUUGAGUGAGUGCUUGAGGUUUAAUGUUGUACUUUACAAUUUUUCAGUCAUAUGACGACGAAGGAAUCCUCAGAGUGCAUGUAAUGCACCUCCUUGUUGCAGGACGUAUUUCCAUUGCUCUUUUAUCUAGUCCUGCUUCACUGAGACACCUUAUCGAAGGCAAGUAAGCCGCCCCGCCCGAGCCAUUAUACUGAUACGGGUCAACCAGUUGUCGCACUAUCCCCUUCAUGCUAAAUGCCAAGCGAGGAAGUUGCAACCAUACCUAAGGUCUUAGAUGUGACUCUACCCUGGAUCUACCGCUCCUGAAGCGGACGCUCUACCAACUGUGCUAUCGGGGCUAGUCAUAAUAUGUGAUCACUGAAUGAUGUCAGAUUUAGCAAGUGCUAUGUCCAUGUUUGCUGCAGGUAUAUAUUAUAAUCAUCAGAGAUAAACUGUGUGUGAGUAGGAAAAGAACAUUGAGGAAUAGUGCUCAGGACAAAUUUAAUGCAAAUGAUAAUUACAGUAAACAGUUAUCCUCUAUUUUUAUUACCAUUUUUUAAAUAAAUUUAUAUAUUGUAAUUUUUAUUAAAGUAGAAAAGCAUAGUGUAUAU